AUUAUUGCUACAUAAACGUUAUCAUGCACAUUUUAUCUCACCAACAGUUUCUAAUUUGCAAUAAGAUUAAGACAUUCGUCUAUGAUAGGUUUUUGCUAUUCCCAAACGCUACAGCACACACAGCACCCUGCUCUUAGUUAGUGACCAUGGCGGAGAGAGCUAAACGUUAAAAAGUGUGGUUACACUUCAGCAGAGUCGAUGCUGACUGCUCGUUGCCACUAGUGCAACAACACUUUUGCUCGUUCGUUUCCGCCCUUACAAGCAAUCUGUCCAAACAUCUAUGGAAAGUGCAUCAUGUACAGGCAGAGAGAUGCAUUUUGACUGCCUAGCUCGUAGUUCAUCUCUCGUUGCCCGGUCUACGUUAGGUAUGUAUGCUAGCAGUCUAGAGCCCACACACUGGAGUUAACUCAAUUAUGCGAACAUGGGUUCAUGAUCAAAAGCAACCAUUAGCAAGCUGAUUGUUUAGCUAUGGGUGUAUUCAUAAAUUCAAUCACCCAUUUUAAAAAUGUUGCUAAUUUUUUGUUAAACUUGCAGCUACAAUGAACCAACCCACUCCUUCCUCUAAUACCGCUAGUCCAAGCCAAAGACCAGCCCAAAGCCCCUUCACGCUGGCAGUUAGUGGGAGGAUGACUGAGGAGAGGGUGAAUGAGUGCCACCUAGCCGUGACCAAGUUCAUAGUGAAAAGCCUUACACCCCUUUGCAACAGUGGAGUCCAAGGGCUUUAGGUAACAGUCUGUCAGUAAAUAUUGAGUUGUAUACAUUUUUAGGAUAUAGGACUAACAUACAACGCUUUUAUACUACUAUUACUCCACAAUACACAACAACACAACCCCAAAUAUACCCCUCCCUCCAGGAGUUACCUCAGUGACACAUUCAUUCCUACCUGGUAUGGUGUAGAAAAGGCCAAUGUGAUCACUGAGCUGAAGGAUGUUCCAAUGCUGGCUAUCACAUCAGACGGGUGGACCAGACUCUGUCUGGACCACUAUCUCACAGUUACAGUUCACUACACAAGCCAGGGCAGUGUAGAACAGAAGGUCCUCCACACCAGGGCAGUGUACAAAUCGCAAACUGGCCAAGUAGUGGCAGAGGAGAUCUCAGACAUUCUGGAAGAGUUUGAGAUAGAGCCGAGCAAGAUUGUAGCUGUGACUGUUGAUAAUGCUGAAAAUAUGGAUGUUGCCAUCAAGAGGCUACACGUCCUAAAAAUAGGACACAUUAAAUCUGGCAGUGCAGAAAAUCAUUAAUAAAUGGGCAGCCUGAAUCAGAGCAGUGGUCGUAUGGUUCAAGAUGUCCAAAACAGUCUUGAAGGAAAAGCAGCAGCUCCUUGGUAAGAUGCCUGUUCAAUCUAUUACAGUUUUAAAGUAUUAUUUUGAAAUUCCCACAUUUAACAAUUUAAUUGAAUAUUCAAGUGUGCGGUAAUUAAAUGUAUGUUGUUUUUUUGUUGUUUCAGGCAUUCCGCAACACUCACUCAUCCUUGAUGUCAAGACCAGACGGAACUCGCUCUAUCUAAUGAUAGAGAGAUUCAUGGAGCAGUAUCCAGCGAUCCAAGCAGCAGCCUUGGACCCACGACUGCGAAAAGCAAUGACCAAGGACAGCCUGAACCGUCUGAAGGACGAGGACUUUGUCCAGCUCAUGGGAAUCCUCCAUACACCCACACUGUCUGUCAUGUGAAAAGAAUGCCACCUGUGGACAGAUCAUACCCAUCCUCCAAAAACUGGAAGAGCACUGGGAAGCAUGAAGAGAAGGUCUGAAACAGAUGAAGGCCAGUGUGAAGAAUGUUGACUGCAUCCUAGAAAUCCACGAUGCCAGAAUCCCGUUCUCGGGUAGAAACCCUCUUUUCCAGGAUAGUCUGGACGUCAGACCUCAUCUCCUGGUGCUGAACAAGAUGGACCUGGCUGACCUGUCUGCCAAGCAUAUGAUUUUGAAACAGCUUGAAAGACAUGGAGUGAAGAAGGUCCUGUUCACAGACUGCCUCAGACAGAGAGAUGACAACGUCAAAAAGCUGGUUCCCAUGGUCACAGAAUUAAUCGAGAGCCAGCCACGCUUCCACCGAGAGGAGAACACCAACUUCUGUCUGAUGGUGAUUGGGGUGCCCAACGUUGGAAAGUCAUCACUCAUCAAUGCUCUGAGGAGAACCAACCUCAAGAAAGGUCGGGGGUCAAAAGUAGGAGGGGAACCAGGCAUUACCAAAGCAGUGUUGACUAGAAUACAGGUGUGUGAGAGACCCAUCAUCCAUCUUCUAGAUACGCCUGGUGUCCUUCCUCCGAAGAUACAGAGUCUGGAGACAGGCAUGAAGCUAGCCCUAUGUGGAACCAUUCUGGACCAUCUAGUAGGAGAAGACAUCAUGGCAGACUACCUACUGUUCUCUCUCAAUAGACUGGAGAAGUACAGUUACGUGGAGAGGUAUGAUCUCAGUGAGCCUAGUGAUGACAUCCAGCAGGUGUUGAAACGUAUCGCUGUCAAACUGGGAAAGACUCAACGGGUUAAAGCCAUCACUGGAGUGGGUAACAUCACCCUCACAGUGCCUAACUACACAGCAGCAGCCUAUGAUUUCAUCAGAGCGUUCAGGAAGGGAGAGCUGGGACGGGUCAUGCUGGACUGACCACUACCGCACCACAGACUGACUACAACACAUACUGAUCACUACCGCAACACAGAUGAUUGGUCUGGCAGACACACACCGUACUCACAGACUCAGGAGUCUGGUGUCUCACCAUAGACCCAGCGGAUCAGUAAGAAUGCCGACACUGUUGUUUGUACAUAAUGUACCUGUUAGUGUAAAUGCACACAAUCAUAAUAAAAUGUAUUUUAUGUACAGUA
Oncorhynchus mykiss (rainbow trout) is the source of this 2817-nucleotide messenger RNA. The record is from RefSeq and is a predicted model, not a curated record. NCBI's taxonomy places the organism in Eukaryota, Metazoa, Chordata, Actinopteri, Salmoniformes, Salmonidae.